UGUGCUCACGCGUUCCUCACACGGAUAACAAUUUCUUUUUCUAUAGUUGUCAAAUAUGUUAUAACAGAAAUAUUAGCCUUGUACCAGUAACCAUUGCUUGGAGUAACAACAGGUGAAACUUGACAAAAUAUUAUAUUUAUUACAUGAAUUUCAUUGACGAUGCUCUGAAUACCACAAUAAAUUCCACUGGAUUUUACGGCUUAUAGAUGGAUGGCCAUGCAUGGAAAUAWAUGCUGAAAAUUUGCUCGUCGGUUAAAGUCGACAAUUAAUACUUAGGCCAUGAUGACAUCAUAUGUACUCAAAAAGUCUCCACAAAGAGAAAGAAAGUCAAAGUUUUUCCUAUGUAAAAUAUGUCUUUCAAACUGGCCAACCAAAAAAGCAGUCAAGUUGGAAGAAUGCAACUGUAUCUUCUGUGAAGAGUGUAUGCAAUAUUACCUGGAGCACGCUAUAUCUGAUGGUAAUGUUMUCUACAUUGAAUGUCCCGAUGGGAAAUGUUCUACGAAAGAGGCAAUUUCAGAACAUCAGAUCUCCAAAAUAUUAGAUGAAGUUGCAUUUCAACAGUAUCAAAAAGUAAAGAAAACUAAAGAAGUAAUUAUUGAUAGGACCAAGACAUUUUGCCCUGUAGUUGGAUGUGAUGGCGUUUGUAGUGGAAUACCUGGUGUAUCACAACAAUCAGAAUGUAAAGAGUGUGGUUUUAUACUCUGUUUUCUGUGUAAAGAACCCUGGCAUCCCAACAAGACUUGUAAAGAAAUCAUAAACAGUUYGACUGAUCUAAAAUCUGGGCUUAGAAUAAUUGAUAUACUCAAUAAUGGAGGGAGCUCUGAUAUUAAGCAAUGCCCAAUCUGCUCCAUAUUAAUACAACGAGAUGCUGGAUGUGCUCAAAUGAUGUGUGGAAACUGUAGACAUAUGUUUUGCUGGCAUUGCAGGCAAUCUUUGGAUAGUGACUUACUACUAAGACAUUAUGAUAAAGGACCUUGUAGGAACAAGCUAGGGCAUUCAAGAGCAACGCUAUUUCUACACAGAACACAGGUUGUUGCUGGCUUCGUCUUCUUUGGUGCUAUGAUAGUAGUAGCAUCGCCUUUUUUAUUAAUAAUAAGUCCAUGUUUACUUAUAUCAAAAUUGUGCAAUAACAGCAAUAAAGAAGAUGGUAGUGAAGGUUCUUUAGAUGGUUAAAUAAUAAGGUAUCAACCAACAUUGAAGCUGCUUGUAUUUCAAGCCUUUCAGAGCACAAAAAUUAUCUUUUCCAAUUAUAGCCUUUUUCUGUAAUGGUACACAUAUAACUUAAAACAAGCUUUAGUAGACUAGCAGAAAAACAAAGAGUGUCAUAAUUAUUGUGCAUUUACAAUGAAUUCCAAUGAUGUGUAUCRCAGGAUAUUUAUAGUUACUUUCUAUUUAAGAAUCAAUUUAAGGUUUGUACACAAAUUACAGUGACAAACAUUUGUCACCACAUCUCAACAGAGAUAUUAUUAUAUUAAUAAUAAAGCAUGUUUUUUGGACAAAAUAAUUUAAAACAAAAGAAUAAUUUAUCAAGCUGUAUUUAUUAUAUGAUUUAUCAGGUUCUGGAUUUAUACUAGUUGUGUAGCAAAUACAAAUGCACAAUAAUGUAUUGCACCUAACUUUGGGUAUUGCUAAAAAAUGGAAAAAUUAAAAAAUAAAGGACAUAAUUUUGGAAUACGUUUGCAAUAUUGAAUUAGGGUUAUAAAUAGUAGAAUUUUUGUGCACUCUAGAUAUAUUUCCAACUUUCACAAAAUAAUUCUCAUAAAGAGGAMUAUUUGAAAAAUACUUUACAAAACACCAACACACUAGCCUGUGUACAUCCGUUUCUCACCCCUCAAAAAAUCUCCCCGAUUUUUUGAGGGGUGAGAAACGGAUGUACACAGGCUACAACAAACUAAAGUCAAACCCUAAAGCAUUUGGUUCAAUAUAAUUUUYGCCUUUGAAGCUUGCAGCUCUAGCACGCUUCAUUUCUCCUUAACUCCCGGCAUGUUAAAAUCUAGCAAAUAAUACAACAGUUUCAGAAUAGUUGGUUUAGUUUAUUUCUUUUACUGGAAGUUCUGAUAGUUUGAACUUGUCCAAACAGAGUUCCCUACAUGUACAUGACUUUUGCCGUAUGGUAAGUGCAAUUUAAAAUCAUCAUUAUAAUAAUAUUACUUUAUGAUCUGACGACAUUUAAAAAGGUAAAAUGUGUUGAUAUGAAUAAAUUUUGAAAAAAACUCUAACUACAGUAUAGGUCUGGAAUGUAGUACAUUCACAAUAUUGCUAUAGUUGUAUUGUUGUCUAUGCUCUUCUAGUUUUUAUAAAAUAAAAUAACAUUAAAAACA
Molecule: messenger RNA, 2321 nt
Organism: Exaiptasia diaphana
Lineage: Eukaryota; Metazoa; Cnidaria; Anthozoa; Actiniaria; Aiptasiidae
Product: probable E3 ubiquitin-protein ligase RNF144A-A
Exons: 9
Coding region: 280-1173 (297 amino acids)
Biological process (GO): ubiquitin-dependent protein catabolic process; protein polyubiquitination; positive regulation of proteasomal ubiquitin-dependent protein catabolic process
Cellular component (GO): ubiquitin ligase complex; cytoplasm
Molecular function (GO): ubiquitin conjugating enzyme binding; ubiquitin protein ligase activity; zinc ion binding
Source: RefSeq, a predicted model, not a curated record